GUGCAUUGUGGGAUCUCAAAUGCAGCACCAUUACUGCAUGUAGAGCAUGUGGCUUGCUGUGGAGCUGCCUUCCUUUCACCAAGGUCAUCUUGUCUUUUGAUACGGUUACAAUAUAGGUGCAGCCUGCAAGGAGGAGUGAAACCUCAAGUAAAUGGCCAUGGAGGAGGUUAUCUUCCAUCUCUAACAAGAGGUGCAGGAGCCGUACAGCCAGGAGCUGGAAUGGGACCAGCUGGAGCUAAAGCUGGAAAAUAUUCUGCCUUUGGGGCCCAAGGGCUUUUUGUAGGACUAGGUGUUCAAAAUGGAUUUGAUGCUACACGAGGUUUUGGGGGCAAACCAGGAAAGCCAGGUUACAGAAUGCCAGCUGGAUAUGGAACUGGCUUCAGAGGUGUUGGUUACCCCCAUCCUGUUCUCCCCUUGGGAGGUCUGGGAGCAAGAGGCAAGCCUUCCAAAGCAGGAUAUAUGGGUGGUGUUGGAGCUGGAAGCUUCCCAAGCAAUGGGAUGCAGAAUGGAUAUGGCAACGGUUAUGGAGCUGGAGCCAAUGGAUUCCCUCUUGUUGGAGCUCAGCCAGGUGUCCAGAUUCCAUAUGGCGGUCAGCUAGGCGGUUCAGCUGCUGCUGCUGCCGCCUUGUCCAAGUAUGGAGGGGCUGGACAACUUCCAUACAGAGGACAACCACAGCAACCAGAAGCUACCGGCCUAGGAGAUUAUGGUGCUGGCAGAUAUGGAGACCCCAGCCAGCUGCCAUAUGGUGCUCAACCUGCUGGUCUUGGAGUUGAGGGUAAAGCAGGACCAUUUGGUGGGCCACAAGUAGGAUAUGAAUCCCAGCGUGCCCAGGCAAUAGGAUUGGAUGGCAACGGAAAUGGACUAGGAUAUUUGAACAGUAGAGACCUUCAAGCUAAUGGACUGGGGGCAGGUGGAUAUGGCCCCCUUGCUGCAGGGCAAGCCCCAGGAGGAUAUGGUAGUCUGCUAGGCCCUGGACAGCCACUAGGAGGAUAUCGAGGGAAGGAAUCAAAGUAUGGAAUGGGAAAUGGCUACAGAGGCCGCUGCUCUUCUGGAAAAUGCUGAAAGACAAUAUUGCUCUGCAGAACUUCCAACAGCAAGAUCUAACAUUCUAGGCAAUCUUUGGUGCUAAAUGUAAAGACCAACAACUGCAUUCCCAAUAUAAAUGACUGUGUCUUUUUCUUUCUCUCUGUUUUAUUUUGUCAUUAGAAACUUUUCAUUUUUUAGAAAAACAUUGCAUGUUAGUUUUUAAAGCUUUGGUCAACUAUAUUUUCCACGGACUAAUAGUAUUUCUGUGACUGUACUACACAAAGAGUUUGAGAAGCUAGAAAUUGCUUUCCCCCCCCCCCCAAGACAUACCCUGUGAAUUCCACAGAUUAGGAGGCAGUCUAGAGACGUUUUUCAUCUAAUUAUAUGUCUGGAGGCCCAGACACCAAUGUCUUUUUACAUAAGAAUAAAUCCACCAUUCUCAGUGUCUUGCAUAUUUGUGGUAUCCUUGUUCAGCCUUGUAUAUUUGUGUAUAUUUUUUUAAAAAUCCUACUGAAUAUCUUCUAUUGCUGUGGUUUCCAUAAACUAAAUAUAUUAUGCAGAAACUAAAAGCUUACUGCUUAAUUUCUUCAAUAUUUUCUAGAUGCUACAUAAAUGUAUUACAUUAUUUCUAAACAUGGCAUUCUAAAACUGAUACUAUGGAAUCUAGAAAUGUUGGCAUCUUCAGAUUAAUUAUUGGAUAAUAAAUCUUUUUUCAUUUCUUACAUUAAAGGAUAAACAGUACUUGC
Crotalus tigris (Tiger rattlesnake) is the source of this 1772-nucleotide messenger RNA. Its product is annotated as spidroin-1-like. Bases 220 to 1062 code for a protein of 280 amino acids. The transcript is spliced from 19 exons. NCBI's taxonomy places the organism in Eukaryota, Metazoa, Chordata, Lepidosauria, Squamata, Viperidae. The record is from RefSeq and is a predicted model, not a curated record.